AUGGACCUUCAAAACAGCAUCAGUUUAAGCACCCAGAUUUGCAGCAAUCACUUUACGACUCACAUUCAGAAUGACAACAGAAUCCUUUUCAAAUGCGCAACCUGCAGUAAAACAUUUUUCUCAUUAUCUGAAAUGAGAGAUCAUAUAAUCGUUGAAUUCGACCUAGAUAAAGAGCUGAUUGGCUUCUUGAAUUUUGAAAUGGGAAUAGACCAGUAUAGUGAUGACAGUGACAUUCAGACAAGUUCGCCUGAAUGUGAGGAUAAUUCCAGUUUUGAACCUAUAGAAUGCUAUAAGUGCUUGAAAAUAUGCAAAGGUACCAAAGGACUUAACCAGCAUCUAGGAAAAAGACAUUCGGAUGGUAAAAAUAAAGAAAUUUGUGAAGUGUGUGGGAAAAGUUUUAAGCACAAGUAUGCCGUCAAUUUUCAUAUAAAUCAGGUUCAUGCUAAGGCAACUAGAGUUAAAUGCCAAGUUUGUGGCAAGCAGCUGUACAACAAAUAUGUGCUAUCCCAACAUUUGAAGAAGCAGCAUUCUAUUCAGUCUCUUACUUUCUGCUGUCCAUUCUCAAAUAUAUCCUAAAGCUUUUCUUCGAUACACGGAAUUAUGUCAAAAAUAAUUUUUAUAUAAAAUCAUUAAUGAAUUGUUUUUCCCCAAAUUUCCAAAUUAAAAUUUUAAGGGAGUUAGUUAG
This is a messenger RNA of Blepharisma stoltei, 685 nucleotides long. NCBI's taxonomy places the organism in Eukaryota, Ciliophora, Heterotrichea, Heterotrichida, Blepharismidae. The record is from the annotation of a GenBank genome assembly.